This is a messenger RNA of Ylistrum balloti, 4248 nucleotides long. Its product is annotated as synaptobrevin homolog YKT6-like. Lineage: Eukaryota; Metazoa; Mollusca; Bivalvia; Pectinida; Pectinidae. The coding region runs from base 152 to 751 and encodes 199 amino acids. Gene Ontology annotation, cellular component: Golgi apparatus. Gene Ontology annotation, biological process: endoplasmic reticulum to Golgi vesicle-mediated transport. Gene Ontology annotation, molecular function: SNAP receptor activity. The transcript has 9 exons. The record is from RefSeq and is a predicted model, not a curated record.
ACGUGAGUGACUGUUUGUUUAUUGUGAUACCACGGUUAAAUUGACAAAAACAUUUUUAUCCUAUCAAGAACAACCACCUAGAAUAAUAUUUGUGAAGACUGAAGGGACUUCAUUGAAAAAAAGGAGAAGCAACUUCUACAGACGUCCAGAUAUGAAACUGUAUUGUAUACAAGUGUUGUAUAAAAAUGGAGAAGGACGAGUUAAUUCACUCAGUGCUAGUCAUGAACUUAGCUCUUUUGGGUAUUUUCAAAGAGCCAGUGUUAAAGAGUUCAUGGAUUUUACCAGUAAAAUUAUCACAGAAAGAACUAUGAUUGCAACCCGAGCAUCAGUGAAAGAACAAGAUUACAUUUGUCAUGUGUAUGUACGGUCAGAUGGACUUGCAGGAGUGGUGAUCGGUGACCACGAGUAUCCUAAGAGAGUAGCCCACACUCUUCUCAAUAAGGUAUUGGACACUUUUGAAAGUCAAGUACCAAAUAAAUCUGAGUGGAGUAAACCAAAUUCAGGGCUAAAUCUACCUUACCUGAGCGAGCAUUUAACAAAAUAUCAGGAUCCAAAACAAGCUGAUGCCAUGACAAAAAUACAACAUGAGUUAGACGAGACAAAAAUUAUUCUGCAUAAUACGAUAGAAGCACUGUUGGAGCGUGAUGAGAAAUUAGAUGCAUUAGUGGACAGAUCAGCAGAUCUAAGUGUCCAGUCAAAAGCCUUCUAUAAAACUGCCCGAAAGACUAACUCGUGUUGUGUGAUAUUAUGAACAUACUGCCUGAUGUAGCCCCUUUCUGAACAGCCCCAGCUAUUCCAAUGGACCAAGUCAUGUAGAUCACAUGCAUUGUAUUUGCAUGUUCAUUACAUGAUAUCACACAUGUGGAUCAUACGAUGCCAUGCUUUAUAUAUACACCAUGUUGUGAUAUGAAAGAGAGACCAGACGACUGCCAGAAAUUUCUGGUCACCGACAUAGACCUUGACAUUGUAUAUGUGUGCUGUAUGGAUAUGAAGACAAUAUCACAUGUAAUUGCGUGUAUUUUACCUGGUUACCUGUAUAACUGUAACCAUUGUCCUACAUCGUCAGUGAUCCCUAACAUUGUACUACUUUUGUCAGUGACCAUUAAACAGUGUACUUCCCUCAUCAGUUAUCCCGCUGCAACAAUGAUCCCAAACUUUUAAUAACAAUGCAUCAUUAUUAUCCAUCAUCCUAAAUUACGUUAUCUGUAAAACUGCUCAACAGUUAAGGAUACAAAGAAUAAAAUUAAUGAUAACUAAUUACUAUUUCAAUAUUUGCUGUUGAGGAUAAAUGGAGACUAUUUUUGUGAGAUUGUAAGGAUGAAAAUAUUUUGCACUACAGAAAUGGUAACAAAAGGAUGUGAGUAAAUUGAGUGCUGUAUGAAGUGCCAUUUUGGAAAAGUAUGUCCAGUAAUUGAUUGUACAUGAUUGUCAAUGUUACAGUACUGCUACCCUACUGAAAUGAUGUUUUCAGAGUCUUGAAAAGGAUGAAAAUCUAAUUGAUUGGGGUUUCAGGUGAAAUAAAUGUGUUCAAUGAAAAAAGAAAGCACACAUUUUUCCUAGCAUAAAAUGUAACUGAUGUAUAUAAACAUGAAGGUUGUAUGUAGGAUGUACAAACAUGUAUGUCUGUUGGAUAUUUUUAUCUUUAGUGUUUUCUAUGCUGAACAGACAUCUAAUAUUUUUAUUAUAUUUUUUUGCAUACUGUUUUCUAAGAACAAUGAUAACAUCUAGUGACAUAGAAUCUGCACUGUAAGUGUUAAAUGAACUGUUACUUUUUUACUUUUUUUUCUUCUGCUUACUCUGUAUGUGCAGGCCAGCAUAAAAGUAUAUUUAUUACAAUUACAAUGUAUAAGAUAGAUUUAUUUGAAAUUGUAAAAUAAAAUAAGACAGAUAACAUCUGUGAUGUGAGCACAAUACUACAUGAACAUAAUGCAUUAAAUUAUCAUUUUUAAAAUGUGUCCAAAAUGAUAGAUUUCUAAUGAAAUGUAGUAUGCAAAUUUGUCAUAUUUUCAAAUUUGCUUGUCAUCAUGCCUUGUUUAUUUUGUUGAAUUAAGAAGUUUUGUUCUGAUUUAAAGUCAGGGCUUUGGAAAGUAAACACAAUAAACAGUUACAUCAUGAUUUAUGGUUGUAUCAUGUGGUCAUGUGUGGGGCAUGCCAUCCAUCCACUUGUGUUCAUAAGAGCUACAUAUAUAAAGUCUUUCUUAACACCUGGAUUAAAAUAUCAACUAAUUGCCAGGAAUAUUAUCUUGAUAUUCUAAAGUUAAACUAGUUUGACUAAGUAUAUUUAUUUUUACUUAUAUCAAGUAAAUUUUAAUGAUAUCAGCCAGUGAAGACAUGCAGUUAAUUAUUUUGUGAUUAUGACUGAAAUGGAAAUCACUAGGUUUUCUAGUUAUUUACCCCUAUUAUUUAUAAUUAAUUAUGAUACAUUUUGAAAAUUACCUCCCUUGUGUUAUUACAUCUUAUAUAUCAUUUUCCUUCUUUCCCCCGUUUUAGCCUAACAUCAUCAGCUGGUGGGCUAUUCAAAUCACUCUGCGUCCAUGGUCUGUUGUCUGUCCGUCUGCAAACAAUUUUUGUUAUCGCUAUUUCUUGAGAAGUGCUGGAUGGAUCUUUCUCAAAUUGCAUAUGUAGGCUUCCCAGGCGGCUAUUUUGGAUUUGGCAGGUAAAGAUUAUCAUCAGAAUUUCUGCAAAAAAAUGUUCAAAUGUCCUAUCAUUAAGAGCAAAAACAGAGAAGAGAAAAGAAAGGAAAAGAUCCAUCUUUCAAAGAGCAUAUAAAGAUCAAACAAUGGUGGGCACCAAGAUCCCUCUGGGAUCGUUUGUUUUUUAGGUAAAGGCUAUCCAAGGUUAAAUAGAUGUUGAUUUGAUGUUGCUACUCAAAAUCAUUACUGUAUUUAUGAAAUACUGGUUUAUAUCAGCACUACUCCACAAUAUUACUAAUAAUGCUGAUAAGGUUUAACAACAUGUGAGAGAAAUGAAUGAUCUUGAUCAUUUCUUACCAAUACAUAUGUCAAUUUCAUCAUUUCUUUCAACUCAAUGGAAUUUCGUAAUUAAGUUUAAGGCAGUAUCAGUAUUACUUUCCAAUGAAGGAAAAACAUGCCUCUUUGAGUUAUGGAAAAUUGUUAUGUUUUAAAUCCUACACAUUAAUGUUAAAAUAACCCACUUCUUAGUUACACAAAGUACUGAUGGUUGCGUGCUGAAAUAUUUUGGAAAGAUCUGCUUUUAUGGUGUAAUGGUGAUAAUGACUUAUGGAAGUUCAGGAAAGGGUGCAUGAAUGUUGCUCCAUAUGUAGAAUAUUUAACGUUGCCCCAGAUUUGGUGUGAGCUAGUUACAGACUUUGGUAAAUGUUCAGUUGAACUUUGUUCCUUGUUGUUAGAUAUCUUUACAGUUUGGACUUGUUAUAUAGGAUAAGUACAAAUUAUAUAUAAUUCACAUGCAUAUUGAUGUAAUUUAUAUACAACUUGUAUGUAAUUGACAUUGGCAAGUUCUGUACAGUUAAAAAAGAAAGAUUAAAGUCACAAGACUUUGUCUUUUUCACUCCAGAAUUUGGAGUAGUUGAAGGUGGGAGGGAUGUUUCCUUCAAGAGUAUGUAAGGAGGGUGUAACCCAUCACUGGUGAUUUCAUACUGGCAGACUUUGAAUAUGAAAAUAUAACAUUCAAGUGUCAUUUGUAUUCAUGAAAGCAGGGUAUGUUGUUUUAUCUAUUAUUUAACUAUAUAUUAUGUAAAAGUAUUUAUUUGAGCCAAAAUGUUAUCUUAGUGUUGCUCUCAAAUGGUAGAUGUAGUCAUGUUAAUGAUAAAUACUACUGUUGGUACAUAACAUUAUAGAGUUCUUAUGUCAUCUUCUGUGUUAAGCUAAUUUAUUGAUUAACUGAUCACCAAAAUUAGAUUGAAAUGGUAGUACAGCUAUUCCAUACUCUCCAGGAACAAUAACAGAAUGAAACAAAUCAUAUACCUAGUAAGUGAUUGUGAAACUUCAAGAAAAUCAGAUAAUGAAUUUACUUGUGUUUUAUAUUUGCAGGUUAAGAAUAUUACAAUGAUAACUCUCCAGCUUGACAUUACUAUAUUGAUAUAGCUUUAUUUUUCUAUGUGCAUCAUUAAAUGUGUGUAAUAUGAGAUUAUCAUCAUUUUGAGCUAUAAUAUGGUGCACAUUUAUUCAUUGUUGUAUAAAAUGAAAACUCUUUAAGUCAAUUGUAUGCGUGAGAGAGGAAAAAGAAAUGGUAUCAUGUAUUGUCGGAAUUAGUAAAAGUAAAAACAAA